AUGGUAAAUGCUAACGAGUGGUUAGAUAAAAAAAUUCCGGCGGAUGAAAGAGAAAAAUCAACAGCACUUUGCGUCUAUCGUCAAAUUUGUAAAUGUAGUAAUUAUCAUGACAAUAGAUAUACACAUCCUACUGAUGAGGAUCAAAGUAAUCCUGGCACUGCUCCACAAUAUCAUUUUUAUAAUGUCAUUUUGGAAGAAGAGUUAAAUCUUAACGACUUUGUUAAUUUGAAUGAACUACGUAUCGAAGGUACUGGUCAAGACAAUGAUAAAGUACAAAAAUUAACUAGCUUGAAGGUUGAUAAUUGCACCAAGUUAACUAAGAUUACAAUUAAUAAUACUACACUUGGUUAUUUAAGCUUAGGUAGUAAACCAAAGUUGCAAUCUGCUAAUUUCGCUGGCAACAAAUGGCUCAAUUUUUGUGACAAUGUAUUAAAAAAUCAAGUAGGAAAAUUAACAAGUUUAAUCCUAACUAAAGACAAUAGUGAUAUAAAAUUAGAAGCUAAGAAAUUAGAAAGCUUGGUAGAUUCUCAAAAAGACAUUUUACGUAAUAACAGCGCCUAUGCCAGAAAAACGAUAGAAAUUACUGAAUUAGAAAUUCAAUCAAAUAAACUCAACAAAUUAACUUUAAAAGACUAA
Dentiscutata erythropus is the source of this 636-nucleotide messenger RNA. The record is from the annotation of a GenBank genome assembly. Lineage: Eukaryota; Fungi; Glomeromycota; Glomeromycetes; Diversisporales; Gigasporaceae.